UCAAAACUGAUGGUUAAUGAGAAAAACAACAAGUUUUCUUUCGAGACUUCUGCCGAAGACGUCGCGGAAGCAUUCUCUCGCGAAAUACAAGGGAAAAAUGUGCUUAUCACCGGUACCUCGCUCAAUGGGAUCGGAUACGAGACCGUCAAAGCAAUAGCCAAAUAUGCAAAGCUUGUCGUGAUGACCGGCCACAACGCAGAACGUUUGCAGCUUGCGGAACAGGCUUUGAAGAAGGACAACCCCAGGGCCAAUCUGAGACGCCUCAUUGUCGACCUUUCCUCCAUGGCUUCUGUUCGCAAGGCUGCAGUAGAAGUUCUCGCAUACCCCGAGCCGCUCCAUGUCCUCAUCCACAACGCGGCCGCCCAUUUCGGGCCACAAAUCGCCCUCUCAGCUGAUGGCCUGGACAGCCAGUUCGCAACAGAUCAUGUCGGCCCGUUCCUCCUCACGAAGCUGCUACUCCCCAAGCUAUAUGCUGCUCUGGACAGCAGCUGGAAGCCCCGUGUCAUAUUUGUCUCGAGCCUCGCACAUUCUUGGGCGGAGAGCAUCGACUACGAUCACCUCCUGAAGCCUAAGACAGGCAAGUAUGAGGCAUUCAACGUGUAUUGCCAAGCGAAGACCGCAAACGUGAUAAUGGGCAUCGAGCUCUCCCGCCGUUCCAAAGGCCAAAUUUUAGGUUAUAGCGUGCACCCCGGUGCAAUCUUCACGAACGUACAUAGCAAUCCGGACGUCAUCCCAAUGCUGCAAGCAUUUGGCAACUUGACGGAGGACGGGAAGCCCAACACAGAGAACUUUCAGUGGAAAACGCUCGGCCAAGGCGCGGCGACGACCGUCGCGGCCGCGUUUGACCCCAGUCUGAUCGAAACUCCAGGCGCAUAUUUGGACGACUCGACUGUUGCCAACGCGUCCAUUUCGGCGCACGCGGCUGGCCCAUUGUGGUCUCUGACAGAGCAGAUUGUGGGCGAGAAAUUCGAGUUUUGA
Mycena indigotica is the source of this 978-nucleotide messenger RNA. Its product is annotated as Short-chain dehydrogenase/reductase family protein. The transcript has 6 exons. The record is from RefSeq and is a predicted model, not a curated record. NCBI's taxonomy places the organism in Eukaryota, Fungi, Basidiomycota, Agaricomycetes, Agaricales, Mycenaceae. The coding region runs from base 10 to 978 and encodes 322 amino acids.